AUGCUCAAGCGUCCCGGCCCACAUGACCGUGAUGGGCAAAAAGGAAAACUCAAUGGGGAGGUGACGCGAGAAGAUUAUAAAGAGCGAGAAGUCUACGUCGGCGUAGGGCUACCCGUUACGAAGAUGGAGGGUAGCGACGGGAAGAAACAACUGACCAAUGGGAUGCAACGUGUCCAUCGGAUUUUAACCGAAGAAGAGCUGAACCAGGGGAAGUCGACACGGUGGAUGGAGUUGGAAAUACACGGACGAGUUCGGAAUCUGGCGCCAAGCAUGUUCAACAACUACAGCCACAUCACGGCCCUUUUCAUGAACGGCAACCAGCUGACACGAAUUCCGCCGGAAAUUUCCUCACUGAGCAACCUGACCCUCCUCGACUUGUCGCACAAUAAAUUGAAAUCGCUGCCGGUGGAGCUAGGGGACAUGAUCUCAUUAUGCUCACUCUACCUGAACAACAACCAGCUACGUGUUUUGCCGUUCGAGCUGGGGAAGCUGUUCCGGUUACAUACGCUAGGUCUCGGAGGGAACCCACUGUCGCCGGAGAUUGCCAAAAUCUACCAGGAAACGAAUGGCCAACAAAAGCUUCUGCAGUUCCUUCUCGAUCACUUAGCCAUUAACACGGUUCCGCCGCCCGACCGCAGCUGGAUGAUGAUCAGACACGCCGAUUUGGACAGGCCAAUUGCGACCUUCACUGUCCUCUGCUACAACGUCUUAUGCGACAAAUAUGCGACAGCGCAAGCCUACAGCUACUGCCCGAGUUGGGCGUUGAAUUGGGAAUACCGGAAAAAUUCGAUCAUGAAAGAGAUCCGCAAUUAUGAAGCCGACAUCAUUACGCUGCAAGAGGUGGAAACGGAACAGUUCAAGCUUCUCUUCAAUCCCGAAUUGAAGCAGCUGGGAUAUUCGUCGGUCUUUUCUCCAAAGUCCCGCGCGAAGACGAUGAAUGACGAAGAGAAGAAAUACGUCGAUGGUUGUGCGAUUUUUUGGAAAGCCGAGAAGUUCGAACUCGAAAAGGAGCAACUGAUCGAGUUCACCCAGGUGGCGAUUCAGAAGGCCAAGUCUUCUGAGCACAUGCUGAACCGUGUGAUGCCAAGGGACAACAUUGCGCUGUGUGCCGUGCUACGGGUGAAAGAGAGCGUAUACAACAACAGACGUGUCUCGAUGACCCCCGGUGAAUCGGUCGUUGGAUGCCCUCUCGUUGUCUGCACAGCUCACAUUCACUGGGAUCCCGAAUUUUGCGAUGUCAAAUUGGUGCAAACGCUCAUGCUGACGUCGGAAUUGAACCGGCUGUUACAAGAGGUUUCGGAUAGGUUCCGUAUGCAACAGAGCCAGAUCCCGGUGCUCAUCUGCGGUGAUUUGAACUCGCUUCCAGAUUCUGGUGUUUUCGAGUUCCUGUCGAAGGGUCACGUUGCGCGGCAGCAUCCUGACUUCAAGCAGUUCAAGGACGACUCUAUCCUGGACAAAUUCUCCGUUUCGAACGACCCAUCUCAAGUUGGACAUACCCUACGCUUGGACUCCUCCGUGGACACCUCAUCGGUGCCGUUUACCAACUACACGCUCGACUUCAAGGGCGUUAUCGACUACAUCUUUUCCACGCCACAGUCGCUGGCAAGACUUGGCGUUCUGGGUCCGUUUGACAUGCAAUGGGUACAGCACAACAAGAUCAUUGGCUUCCCCCAUCCGCAUGUCCCGUCCGAUCAUAUACCGAUAAUGGCCCAAUACGCCAUCAUCCCGACAUCACACCAGCAGCAGCACCAUAACUCAAAGGCUGCCAAUAACAACCAUCAACCGCUGGGCCUGAACUCGCUCUACUCCGGACCGCAGUCGUUUGGUCAACUCAACUUCGGUCGA
Molecule: messenger RNA, 1845 nt
Organism: Mesorhabditis spiculigera
Lineage: Eukaryota; Metazoa; Nematoda; Chromadorea; Rhabditida; Rhabditidae
Source: the annotation of a GenBank genome assembly